Messenger RNA from Westerdykella ornata, 2026 nucleotides. RefSeq lists its product as uncharacterized. The record is from RefSeq and is a predicted model, not a curated record. NCBI's taxonomy places the organism in Eukaryota, Fungi, Ascomycota, Dothideomycetes, Pleosporales, Sporormiaceae. The transcript has 2 exons. The coding region runs from base 142 to 1875 and encodes 577 amino acids.
GCGCGAAUCUGGGGGAAGAGAGGAGAGGAGAGCUGGUCUGGAAAGUCAGAAUAGGAGAAAUUGCCAGAUGGUUGCGCUUCCGAGAUAGCCCUGGAGCAAUCCAUACGUGUGGAAUUAGUAGGGCUUAGUCAUCAUCCCGAGAUGGAUGAUCUUCCCCAUUAUGGCAGCUUCAAAACCGUGCAACCGCAAGGGGACGGCAGCGAUGGGCGUGUCCAAUCGAACCUUGCUAUGAUACUGCGAGCAUCGCGCCCAUGGCUUCUCCGCAGGGAGAGAAUUGGCAUCCGGCGAUUUCGAAACAGUGCCGUACUUAUCCCCAAUUCUAUUCAGCAAACCCGUCCAUCCGACCUCAUAAACUUGAUCAAGCCUGUACACCGCGAAUAUCUCGAUAAAGAGCGCACCAUUGUCUUUUUUCUCACCCCUGUGUUUGCAUCAUGGCUACAGGACCACCAGUCAUUUCUACGACCGGCCGUUGAAAGAGCCUUCGAGCAUAUUUUCCAGGACACAUCCUCUUCCCAAGACACAGUUGUCAGCUCUCUAGCCGCUGUCGUGGACAAGCUUCCAAUUCCAAUUUGCCGUCUAAGUCAACGAGCACACGACGUGCAUCAGACCAGGAAAGAUGGGCUCGAAGAAGGCGCUUCAGUCGCGAUUUCCCCAUGGGAUUACGUCGGAUAUGAUGGCGUAGCAUACGCCACGGUGCAGUCUGGAUAUAUCCAAACCCAAGCCCGGAUCGAUGGCAAAGCUCUCGGCUCAGUCGGCUUUGCGGCAGCUUCCUGUACAGGUCAUCUUCCUCUAGCCAACACCAUCUUCCAUACCGGUUCUCCGACGACCCUGGUUUGGACGGAAUGGAUGAAGAGGGAUGACACCCAGGAUCUUCAUCUCAUUUCCAAGAAGGACCUUACCAGAGCGGUCCUCAAGACAGGUCGGACCGACGUUGAUAGGACGCAGCCUCCGGUCUCGUCUGUCCCGCUGAUUCCCUUGACGCCUCCGCGCUUUGUUGAGGCAAGCAUGGGUAACAUCGUCCGUCGUAUCCGAACUGAGGAAGGAAAGAGUAUGACCGCGUCCGAAGAGUUGGAAUCGGUAGUACCGCGAUACUUCAAGGCGAGGAACGAAGCGCCUCGACCCAUGUCUGUGUGGGCCUUGGUUAUUCCAGAAGAUCGGAUCCAGAUCAUUGAAAAACAUGCCUCUCGUUGGCUGGAUCGAUUUAGAGGGCACACCCCCUAUGAAUCCGUCUGGAGGUCCAGGUUCCCUGAACCGUACGAUAUAUCAAUUGGGCAAGAUAGUCCGCUAUUCUAUGGCGCUCAUCUUCGUAAGGUACUUAGCGGUGGCGGUGGAUGGGGCAAGAAGGCCGGCCUACUUUCAUUGGACCCUUCUCCCGCUGCCGAGGAUGUUGCUCCAUUCCCUGGACAGGACAACGCCGCCGAUAUUGAAGAGGUGCCGGAUCUGUCGACGGCCCUUGGAAAUGUGGUAAAACCAGGGGACUCAAUUCAGUUUUUUACGACGCCGACGGCACAAGCGUUCGACGGGUGCGAUGCAGAACCUAAUUUGCGGUCUGCGAUAAGUGCGUUCAUGAACAUGGGCGAGAACCCUGACACAUGGGCGUUCGGCACCAUACCCAGCACGGUGGACGCCGACGAGGCUGGUUCAUGGCAGCAUAAACCUGCCGAGGAAAGGACAGUCUACGAGUUUUCCAACUUCUUCGGGGCGCUCACAGAAGGUGGCAUGACAGUCAGCUAUUCUGAUGAGCAGGCUCAAGGCACUGCUCAAGUGACAAAGAUCGAUGUACCGUACUCAAGAAUCUCCGUGUCGGAGGUUCAUCAACCGAUCGACAAUGAGUCGCCAAUUCGGGACGAUGUACGUAGUCCUGAGCACAGAUAGAUAUAAUAUUGUUCUCUAAUGUCUCAAUCGACAGGUAUUUUGUCAUUCGAAAGUUCUGACAAGUGAAAAACCCCCCAGGAUAAGAUUUUACAUCAACGAAAAGCUUAAGCCAACCGAAGAAGGCCCCAGGAUAAGAUUUUACAUCAACGAA